Messenger RNA from Magnolia sinica, 669 nucleotides. RefSeq lists its product as uncharacterized. Lineage: Eukaryota; Viridiplantae; Streptophyta; Magnoliopsida; Magnoliales; Magnoliaceae. Bases 142 to 429 code for a protein of 95 amino acids. The transcript has 3 exons. The record is from RefSeq and is a predicted model, not a curated record.
UCUGAUCGUUCUGUCAUCAGCUGUCUUCUUUUCACAGCCAUCUAUGUUUUUCUGCUCUAAAAUCUCCUUGUCUGUGUAAAAAUUCCCUUUCUCCUCCAAAAAACCUAGAAAUUUCUCACGAGAAUUCGCGAAUCGGAAUCCAUGGAAGACCGUAAGGAGAAGAAUGAGUGGCUAUCAGUUCCCCAAUUUGGAGAUUGGGAUCAAAAGCAUGGUGUGCCGGAUUAUUCCAUGGACUUUUCAAAGAUAAGGGAGAUGAGGAAGCAGAACAAGAAGGAUUUCAGUCGGGCAAGCCUUGGAAAUGAGGAAGAGCUCAUCUCCAACCAGCAUCAUCAGCAUGAACCACUUCGUCAACACCAGCCACACCACAACCAUUCUCCAACUACGAGGAAGAAGAUAUUAAGCUAUUUCAAUUGCUGUAUAAAAGCGUAAGAAUUCCAAGAGCUUUUUGUUUACUUUCGUACUCCACGAAUUGCUAUGACCUGCAGUGGAAGGGGAGAAAGGCCUUCACAUGUUUUUUUUUUUUUUUUUUGUUCUCUUUGUUGCUUGAUUGUUUUGGCUUUUUGAAAAAAAAAGAAAAAGAAAAGAAGAGAAACUUGUGUACUAUGGAGAAUGUGAUGGUUGACAUGUAGGCACAAUGGAUAUUACUAAAUCUACCAUUAUCUUUUGACC